CAGGAAAUUCAAGAUGGACAAGAACCCCAACGUGGAAGAGCUCCAAGAAGAGGCAUUCGCAAGCGUCUCCUUCGAGAGGAUCAGCAUCCGCAACAGCGCCCUGGAGACGAUCCAUCCGUCGGCCCUCCUCGCUUCCGCAGAUACGCUAUUCAUGCUGAAAAAUUUCUCCAGUCACAUGGAGCGUUUUCCUUUCAACAUCCUCCCCCGGCUAACCAUCCUCAAGGCUCUGAUCCUCCCGCAAAAUCGCUUCGCGUCCGUCCCGCCCCUUCAGAGCAGAAGCCUCGAGGAACUCUACCUAAUGUGGAAUAAAAUUAUGAGGUUUGAGAAAGACGAAUGGGCGACUCCUAAAUUGAAGAAACUCAUUUUAGAUGGGAACCCUUUCUCGGAGUUCCCAUCAGAUGUCAUUAAUGGAUUGGAGAGACUGGAGGAGUUCUCUUGCGCGGAAUGCAACCUGGGACCGAACCUUCCGAGUGGGUUCAUCAAGUCCCGCAGCGAGUCCUUGAAGGUGGUGAAUCUCGCUUGGAAUAAAAUCGUCACGUUGGAGCUUGAAGCCAUCGCAGAUUUGACACCCAACACGCAUGUCGAUCUACAGCACAACAAUAUCGCCAUAUUCCCGAAGGAAAGCUUCCAGUCCAUUCUACAAAUCCUCUCGCGCGGGAACGGGAUCCUCAACGUUAAUUCAUUUUCCCCCGAAGGAGGAACACCAGCAGGGAAUAGCAUUCAGUGCGAUUGUGAAGCUGAAUGGUUAGCGAAUAACCGACUCUUCAAGAGCAUCGGUGGGAAAUGUCAGAACGGAAGCGAAUUUCAGAAAUUCAGAUGGGACGAGUUAGAGUGCCUUCAGCCCUGCCCCUACUCGUGCGUCCAGGUCAGCCUCUUUCACCUCUGCAAGCCGGAGACAGUCAUCUUUUCGAAGGUGGAGGGCUGCCGAGCCCAUGAACUUGCAAGUGGAGAAGUCGACGUAGGAAUCAGCACAGAUUGCAUCAGAGACGGCAAGUACAUGGCCGAAAGUAAAGUGGAAUACAAGUGCGACGAUCAUUAUGUCAUCAGGGGAUCGCCGGUCCGGAUCUGCACAGAGAGAGGAAAAUGGACGGGCCACGUCCCCUUCUGUGAUCCUGAAUGUGGGAAGAGGCUGCUGGUGAAGAAGUUGUCAGCCGGAGGCAAGCCGUCGAGUCUCGGAGAAUGGCCAUGGCAGGCUGCCAUUUAUGAUGUGAAGGAGAAACUCAUCGUUUGCGGAGGGGCUCUCAUUCGGAAGCAAUGGGUUCUCACCGCAGCUCAUUGUAUCGCAUAUGGUGGUUCCUCGCGACCUCGGCCUCACAAUGAAUUCCACGUUUAUGUGGGGAAACAUUAUCGGAAUGAUUCCUUGGACGAUAACUUCGUGCAGCAGAGAGAGGUGUCUGUGAUCGUUUCAUCCAAAGACUUCAACAUUCAUAACUUCGACUCCGACAUCGCCCUACUGAAACUGACCGAGCCGGUCCGGUUAACGGACAGAGUGCAGUUGAUCUGCAUCCCGAAGAAUCUUCAGAUCACGGAGAGCAACCUCAAGGAUGGAAACAUAGGAACAGUGGCGGCUUGGGGUUUGAACGGUUUGGAUAUCCUCAGCGAAGAAGUAACGCAAAUUCAGAUCCCGGUGGUAAAAAAUGAUAUUUGUCGUAGGGAUUACACUCAUAUCACUGGCGAUCCUGACACCAUCCGCACCCUCACCGUGAACCAAUUCUGUGCUGGACAUAAUACGACUAUCUCUGAAACAGAGUUCCAAACCGUGUGUCCCGGGGAUUCAGGCAGUCCGAUGGUCUUCUACUCAAAAUCCUUGGACCUCUGGCACAUCGAAGGAAUCGUGAGUCACCAUCUCGGGAAAAAGGAAUGCUCCAAGAGGGCGGGUGGCGAAUAUGGGAUUUUCACCAGGGUUUAUCGAUACGUCGAGUGGAUCGAGACGGUGAUCAGGUAAAGACUACGAUGAUCUUUUCCUACUUCAGCCACAUCUGUAUUUUGUUACGGACGGGCGAUUUGCAAAAGUCAGAAGCUUUUUUACAUGGAGAGAUACAACAGCGUGAC
This is a messenger RNA of Darwinula stevensoni, 2052 nucleotides long. Lineage: Eukaryota; Metazoa; Arthropoda; Ostracoda; Podocopida; Darwinulidae. The record is from the annotation of a GenBank genome assembly.